Messenger RNA from Diachasmimorpha longicaudata, 2789 nucleotides. RefSeq names its product ATP-binding cassette sub-family G member 4-like. Gene Ontology annotation, molecular function: ATP binding; ATP hydrolysis activity; ABC-type transporter activity. Lineage: Eukaryota; Metazoa; Arthropoda; Insecta; Hymenoptera; Braconidae. Gene Ontology annotation, biological process: transmembrane transport. Bases 324 to 2210 code for a protein of 628 amino acids. Gene Ontology annotation, cellular component: membrane. The record is from RefSeq and is a predicted model, not a curated record. The transcript has 8 exons.
AGAAGGGGUCAGGCUGUUCUCACUCGUUUUCACUGUUGUCCGCUUCAGCAUUCAACUCCGGCCGCUCCACAGUCUCCACUUGAGUCUUGUCUCGUGUGGAGUUUGAUUGCGAGCCUCGAGAUAACUCACUCGAGAUAAAUGUGACAGGAAAGAAUAAUACGAAAAAUUCAAAGUGCAAGCUUAUCGUACAGCCAGACAGUGCAAGCAUCAUGUGCAGAAUGACAAUCUCCUGAUACUGAACACUUGGUGGAGGACACUUUGAUACCAGUAUCAAUUAUUAAAUGGCCAUCGCAUUCAGUAGACUUGAGUAAUUAAUCAGUGCAAUGGGCGGUGGAUACGAUAGCGGUGAGGAUGACAGUCUCAUGACAGGUCCAGCAGUGAAAGUUGUUUCGAAAAAAUCGGAUGAUCCGGAAGGACCGGUUGAAGACCCGAAGUCUAAAUCGAGUAUAACAAUUAGCUUCAAUGACCUCUCAUACACAAUCCGUUCGAAAGCCAGAGGCAAAGGUGGCAAGGAAGUACUGCUGGGAAUAGAUGGGUAUUUUCGGGGAAGUUGUCUGAAUGUACUCCUCGGUCCUUCGGGAGCCGGCAAAACCAGUUUGUUAAGUAUCCUGUGUGGCCUGAGGGGCAAAAAAGAAGGAGUCAGAGGCCACAUUGCUAUCAACGGAAAUACGUCUUCUACUGAUACCCUCAGAAAAUUGGCCUGCUAUAUUCCUCAGGAAUUUGCACUACUACCUUUGCUUACUGCUCGAGAGACACUUUAUUUCGCCGCGAGGUUGAAAGUUCAAGGAGCCGAUGAACAGAAAAUCAACGCAUUGGUAAUGAAAGUGGCGGGCACAUUGGGUCUCCAAAACUGCCUUUGUACAAGGGCCGGGAAGUUAAGUGGUGGUGAAAAAAAACGUCUCUCAAUUGGCGUGGAAAUUGUUGUUAAUCCCCGAGUACUUGUGUUGGACGAGCCGACAAGUGGACUGGAUAGUGCUGCCUCUCUUCAAGUUAUCACUUUACUGAAAACCAUUGCUCAGUCUGGCUGCACGGUAAUUUGUUCUAUUCAUCAGCCGAGCAGUCAAAUGAUGACACAUUUCGACGAAAUUCUUGUUCUCGCCGAGGGCAGGGAGCUGUACUGUGGUCCAGCAAGUAAAAUUGUGGAGACAUUCGGGGAGGCGGGAUUCUCCUGUCCUCCGUUUUAUAACAUCUCUGAAUUUGUGAUUGAGGUAAUCACCGGCCAACAUGGCGGCGACCUAGAUAAUUUGAGGAGCUUUAGCAACAAGUACCAAGUGGUACCGAAUAAAUCAUUUGUGCCUGUAGUCAGUGGUCAAGAGGACGUUGAGAGAUGCGUAAUAAUAAAAAAUACCGCAAAAUGCCUCAAGCAAAGAUGCGGUGAUUGGCUCAACGAAUUUCAAAUGCUGAUGUCGAGGUCUACGAAGUGUAUUCUACGAGACAAUACCUUUACGAAACUGAGACUAACUGCUCACAUAGUGGUUGGAAUAUUCAUGGGGCUGGUCUUCUGCAAAUUCGGUGGUGACGCCAGUAAAGUAUUGAGCAACAUAGCCUGCCUCUUCUUCUUCCUCCUCUUCCUCUUCUUCAGCAAUGCAAUGCCAGCAGUGCAAAUAUUUCCGAUUGAAGCAGAGGUCUUCGCAAGAGAGCAUAUGAAUAAUUGGUACGGCCUGGGGACUUAUCACCUAACGAAGGUCCUGACAGAUCUCCCUCUACAGACUCUCUGUCCUACAUUCUUUCUGGUAAUAGCUUACUGUAUGACCGGACAACCAACAGAGUACGACAGGUUUAUGAAGAGCUGGUUGAUCUGCUUUCUCCUGUGUAUACUCGCGCAAUCCUUUGGAAUGUUAACUGGAGCCGCAGUGCAGACUCAUGCCGGAACGUUCCUUGUGCCAGCGCUGAAUAUACCGAUGUGCCUCUUCUCAGGAUUUUUCCUGAAGCUCGGAGAAGUCCCAUCGUACAUGACACCCAUCAGCUUUCUCAGCUACUUCAGAUAUUCGUUCGAGGGGCUCAUGCUGGCGAUUUAUGGAGACAACCGAGCGGUCUUGCCAUGUACCGAGGACUUGUGUAUUUUAACCGCUCCUAAUAAAAUACUCCGACACAUGGACAUGCCGUCCCUGGAGUACUCCUCCACGGUUUAUGCACUCCUCGCUUGGAUAGCAUUUUUGCAUUUAUGUAUCUAUUGGGUACUUAGGUGGAAGAGUACUAAAUCAUUGUAGGCAGUGUUCUUAGUUGUUUGACUGAAAAAUCAGUAGUUAAGUCAUUACUGAUCAGACAACACAUUGUGGUGGUUUUGGAAUUGAUUUUCUUGUGAAUCUAUUGAAUUGUGAAGGUAAUAUUCUGUGAGAGCCAGAAAAAAAUGCAGUUAAACCAGGUGAACAAUUAGGAUGAUGAAUUUCUCCUGGAGAUGCCUCCAAAGCGUAACUAAUCAUCGAGAAUGAUCACAGUCUAUGACCUUUAAAAAAACCCUAUCAUGAAGAAACUGUUUUAGUUCCACCUCAGUUUAUAAAAAAUCUUUAAGUCAAUCCCGUUAGAUACGUUUUUUAUUUCCGUUAGAUUCAAAGACAUGACAAAUUCAUCUUGAAUCAGGCUAUCCCGUUCUAUGCUUUCCUACGCCUGUUAUUAUAUUUCCGGUUAUUGCUCAAUGGAUCAGAAGUGACGAUAUUAUUUUUCCAUGUGAUUUGCAUUCCCUCGAGUGGCGUUGAUAUUAUUAUUUAUUAAAUAAUUGCAUUUCGUACUUGUGGUUUUAUGUUGUAAUAUUUCUAUUUUGUGAUAUAAAUAAAUGGAAGUGAUGGCUA